UGUGAAUUCGUUGUUUUAUAUAUCGUUUCCUGUCAGGUUUCAUUUUCACGAUGCUCCAGCAACAUCACCCCAGUGCGAUACCGUCCUGGCCCCGAUGGAUGCAGUCAGCGGCUACAUUGCUGGCUGAGACCUUCCAGCAAGAAACACACCAAGCGAGAGCAUCUCUGGGGGGCGAGGUUUCUUAUGUCAGUCCUCCUCUCAGAAGAUUCACCAAUGGCGAACGGAUCAUCGAACUGCCAAGCAGUCUACAGGAACGAGCAGACCAAAUCAUCGAGUCCGAAGAAGUGUUGAAGGCAUACGGGACUCGAGCAGUUGAGCAAAUGUGGGCAAUUCGGCCAUCAAGGGUGCAACAGCUCAUCAAUAAAACCGAGAGGGAUUUAGAGGAAUCGACAAGAGAUUGGUUUGACGAAGAAUUUUUCGAGGAAAAAGACCAAUAUAAUUGGGGGCACAUGACAGACGAGAAGCACGUCGCGACCGCUGCUCGAAAACAGAUCAGACUUCUAUCCAUUGUUUCAGAACUGGUUCGCGGGUGCCAAAUACAUAACGACGCCGUCAUUUUCUUUGAGGAAGGUGGAAUGGUGGGGCUUGCCCCCGUUGGGACGAGGGUAGGGGACAUUGUUUGCAGGAUCCAGGAACUGGAUACUGUGGGCAUUUUGAGAGAACACGGAGAUAACCUUUGGAUGAUUGCCAAAGCGAUGGAGCUCUCACCCCUAGCUGAGAUCAAUCGAUCCUGUACGGAGGUUGUGUUUGAUGUGGAUGUUGAGCAUAUGAGUGUCUUGACCAGGUUGUGACCAAACCUUUCUUUUGAAUGCUGCUUGCUGCAGGAUGUGGCCAUCAGGAUAUGUCGAGAAAAAAAAGCUUGGAAUGGAAAUUCCGAAGAUGAGAUUCGGUGGAGUCUGCAAACAAAAAUUUAUAGUUAAUGUGUGGCUUGAUGGGCAUCGCCGGGGCAUUGAAACCUUGGUUAGCAUAGCUUUAGGAUGGUGUCACGGCGUCACGGGGCAAUGGUGCAAUGGUAGUCUCAAGAUUAAUCGAACAUUUCUCUCUCGAUAAUAA
Hyaloscypha bicolor E is the source of this 1053-nucleotide messenger RNA. RefSeq lists its product as uncharacterized. The transcript has a single exon. Lineage: Eukaryota; Fungi; Ascomycota; Leotiomycetes; Helotiales; Hyaloscyphaceae. Bases 51 to 791 code for a protein of 246 amino acids. The record is from RefSeq and is a predicted model, not a curated record.